Molecule: messenger RNA, 5449 nt
Organism: Entelurus aequoreus (snake pipefish)
Lineage: Eukaryota; Metazoa; Chordata; Actinopteri; Syngnathiformes; Syngnathidae
Product: polyamine-transporting ATPase 13A3-like
Exons: 31
Coding region: 232-3963 (1243 amino acids)
Biological process (GO): intracellular calcium ion homeostasis; polyamine transmembrane transport
Cellular component (GO): late endosome membrane
Molecular function (GO): ATP hydrolysis activity; P-type transmembrane transporter activity; polyamine transmembrane transporter activity
Source: RefSeq, a predicted model, not a curated record
CCGGCACACAGUAUAUGAUGGCCAAGUAACCCCCAUGAUCACAACUCCAGCGCUGGGGAGGGUCCAGGACACUCGUUGCAGACCAAGCAGGUGGCGGUGUGGAUACGCGGUCCACACAUCAAGGAGAGGAACUUUCGCUUGACCUGGAUACCGGACCGUCAACCUCUUGUUUUGCGGACCUUGCCCGGCGCCCGAUACAGCAGCAAGUAUUGAGGUUCAUCUUUUGUCAGUAUGAAGAUCCGAGAAGGAAAGAUCAUGAAUCAGGGGCAGCAGGAUGAGCUGGAGGUGUGGGGGUACCGACCCUGUUUGUGGAAAGUCAUCCUGGUGGGUGUUGGUGCUGUUUGCUCUGGUGGUCUCCUGCUGCUGCUGCUCUACUGGGUGCCUGAGUGGGGGGUCAAAGCCACCUGCACACCCACCUCACUGGAGGAGGCAAGCAGACUGCUUCUUAGGACCACGGAUGACUUUAGGCAGUGGUUUCGUGCCAAAAUACAUGUGGUUUGGGCUCCAGGGAAGACACCCUUUGAUAGUCUGGAUCCGCUGUCCACAGCUCAGUUACAUGAUGGAGAUGAACACCACAGCCUCAAGGAGAAUUACGGGAAAUUCACUCAGAGAAAAUCUUUUAAGGUGCAGUACUUCAACCACCACAGCAUCAAAUACUUCUGGAAUGAAGGGACAAAGAACUUUGAACCAUACAAGGGCUUGGAGGAUACAAUUGUGAGCUGUGCAGACAUUCACAGCAACCAUACCUCUGGACUCACUAAAACCCUGCAGGACUACAGAGCUUUGUUUUUUGACAAGAAUGAGAUUGACGUAAAUGUGCCGCCUUUAAUCAAGAUCUUCAUUAAAGAGGUCAUGAAUCCGUUUUACAUCAUUCAGAUCGGCAGUUUUAUUCUGUGGACCUAUCAAAGCUUCUACGAUUACGCCUUUCUAACUCUUACUAUGGCUAUUGUUUUAAUAGCCACCUCUCUGUACACCAUUAGAAAGAAUUAUGUGAGACUGCGUGACAUGGUGAUUGCGCACUCUAUGGUACAGGUUUCAGUGUGGCGAGGAAAUACAGACAUUGAACAGAUCAUGUCGACAGAGCUGGUGCCAGGUGAUGUCAUCACUAUUCCAGCAAACGGGAUGAUCAUGGCCUGUGACGCAGCGCUUAUCUGUGGCACCUGCACUGUUUCUGAAGGCAUGUUGACAGGGGAGAGUGUUCCAGUUACUAAGACCAGUGUGCCAAAUACAAAAACGAUAUAUGAUGCAGAGGAACACAAGCAACACACCCUCUUCUGUGGCUCACAUGUUAUCCAGAGUCGUGCUGAUAAACAGGUGAAGGCGGUUGUGGUCAGAACAGGUUUUAAUACAGUAAAGGGCCAGCUUGUGCGUGGCAUUCUCCACCCUAAACCCACCGACUUCAAACUGCAUCGUGACGCUAAGCAUUUCAUGAUGGUCAUGGCGGUGGUGGCGGUGAUUGACUUCAUCUACAUCAUCACUAUUGAUGUCAUAAACCAGGUUUCUAUUGAGGUCAUCAUCACUGGUUGUUUGAACGUCGUUGCACUCUGCAUUCCUCCAAUGUUACCUGUGACUCUGACCGUUGGGCUUGUGAACGCUCAGCGGCGCAUGAAGCAAACUGGCAUCUUUUGCAUCAGUCCACAGAGAAUUAACAUCUCUGGUCUGCUGGACCUGGUCUGCUUUGACAAGACUGGCACUCUCACAGAGGACAGUUUGCACCUGUGGGGUAUUCAGAGAGCUGAAGUUGGCACUUUUUCCCCCCCAGAGACUGAGGUAGCUACAGAGAGUCUUAUGAGGACGUCGUUUGUCGCCUGCAUGGCUACCUGCCACUCACUGAUCAGCAUAGAGGACAAACUCUGUGGAGACCCUAUAGACCUCAAAGUAUUCAGUGCUACUGGCUGGAUCGUCGAGGAGCCAAAAAAAGAACAAACAGCAAUUUACAAUGCUAAAAUUUCCACGAUAGUCCGACACCCGCAGCAAGUAAUCCUUAAACUUUGUGUUUUUAUUAAGUUACCAGUAUCUUUUUCACUUUCAGCAUCUUACGGAAAAGCAUCCUUGUUAAAAUCUUUGACAUGCAACUUUCAGUGGGGGGAGUUUGGCAUUGUGCGUCAGCUCCCCUUCUCCUCAGCGCUGCAGAGGAUGAGUGUGGUGGUCAGACAACUGGGACAAAAACACUUUGACAUCUACCUGAAAGGAGCCCCAGAGACUGUGGUUAACCUCUGCAAGCUGCACACAGUCCCGCAGAGUUUCACAGAGACGUUGGAGACUUACACCCGACAGGGUUUCAGGGUUAUAGCCCUGGCACAUCACCAACUGGAGUCCAAACUCUCGUGGCAAGAAGUCCAAAACCUCAGUCGAGAGCAGUUAGAGACCAACAUGGACUUCCUAGGAUUGAUCGUCAUGCAGAACAAAAUCAAAGAACAGACUGCUGGGGUGUUGUUUGACUUACAGCAAGCCAACAUUCGGACUUUGAUGGUCACAGGUGACAACAUGUCAACAGCAAUAUCGGUGGCUCGAGACUGUGGGAUGGUUCAAGCCCAUGAGAACAUUAUUAUUGCUGAUGCUGUGCCUCCAAACAAUGAGAACCCUGCGAGUAUCACAUGGCGCUAUUCUGACAACUAUGUUGUGAACAACAAUCAGACUGCUGAGGUCAGCUUUGCUGGGGAUGGGUUGAAGGACAAGGAGGAGGAGCAAGGCUAUCAUUUUGCUGUAAGCGGCCAAGCCUUCGCUGUCAUCACACAACACUUUCCAGAACUUUUCCAGAAGUUCCUCCUGAGAGCCACUGUGUUUGCUCGCAUGACUCCAGACCAGAAGACUCAGCUGGUGGAAGUCCUUCAAAACAUUGAUUACAUGGUAGGGAUGUGUGGAGAUGGCGCUAAUGACUGUGGGGCCCUUAAGAAAGCACACAGUGGAAUCUCUCUGUCUGAACUAGAGGCCUCAGUGGCUUCUCCCUUCACAUCCUCCAUCCCAAACAUCUCCUGUGUAACCACCCUCAUUAGGGAGGGCCGUGCGGCUCUUAUCACAUCCUUCUCUGUGUUCAAAUUCAUGGCCCUCUUCAGCAUCAUCCAAUUCUGCAGUGUCAAUCUUCUCAUCUCAAUUCCCAGCUGGUUUGGAAACGCUCAGGUUGUGUUUAUUGACUACGGCAUUUGUUUAUUCCUUCCCUUUACAAUGAGUCUGAACCCCGCAUGGAAGAAAGUGGUGCGACGUACCCCACCAUCCAGUUUGAUCACCGCCCAGAUGCUCUUCUCACUUUUGUCUCAGGUCUCCAACGCCGUGCUCUUCCAAUUUGGGGCGUUUUUUUUAGUACAACAACAGAGUUGGUAUCAUACGCUUGACCCGGGGGUCUGCAAUGAGUCCAGUGUCAGUGAGCACAGCCCCAACCAAACUGAAGAAAUAGACGUGUUCAACACCCAGGUCUUUGAAAACACCACCCUCUUCUAUGUUUCUAUCUUCCAGUACUUCAUUGUUGCCGUUGUGUUCUGCAAAGGAAAGCCUUUCAGGCGACCAAGCUAUGAAAACUGGCCGUUUGUUUUGUCCUGCUUUGUUAUGUAUGCUUUUUUCUUGAUCAUCAUGCUGUGUCCCUUUCCCGCUGUAGACAACCAUUUAAAAAUCUCGUGUAUUCCCUAUGAAUGGCGAAUUACAAUCCUCAUCAUGGUUGUGGGACAUGUUGUUUCCUCUGUCACACUGGAGAUUUUGAUCCAUGACACCUUAUGGAGGAUUGUUAAGGCCAAAAUGUGCGCAAAGCGGACCACCAAAACACCUGCUGCUAAAACAGGACAGAUGGUGAAUGCAUGUAGUUGUGGCCCGGCCUUCCUCUCCUGGAUCAUCCGUCAGAAAAACCGUCCCCCGAAGAGUAAAUACAAGCGUCUGGCUCUGGACCUGCAAGAGCAGGCUGACUGGCCUCCCGCACCUUCCACUAUCACCUAUGCCAGCAUGACUCAGCCUCUUUUCUCUGUCCCAUUUUAGAGCCAAACAUGUGUAAACAUUGAUAAAUGCCACAUUUGAAAGAUGCAUCUCUUUUCUUAGAUGAUCAAAUGAAAUAUAAUUUUUAAUAUAAAAAAGAACACAUAGUUAGAUUUUAUUAAUCAACACAAUUAUAUUGACAAUAUAUUUACAAUGUAUAAUUGUACGUCAUGUAUUUAUUAUACUGUGGCUUGAAAAAAUAAAUCUAAGUUGAGAACAAUCCAUUUUGUGAUGCUGGUUGUUUUAACUUCAAUAUAACCAAUUACAGAACACCUUAAAUUCUGGGCUAUACCGGGGUAUUCAAGCCGCUCACACCAAAUUUUAGAAGAAAUACAUAUUUUCUACAUGUAUUAGAUGCACCGGACUAUACGUCGCAGAUAUACAGUAUACCAGUAUGAAAGAUUUUGUAAAUGUUUGAUGACAUACCGAUUUUUUCCAAACGGCAAUAAAACGGCUGAUCAAACAAAACAGAAGUCAUCAUCAUGAACCCACUGGCUGCGGAAGCUAGCCCUGCAAUCAGCUAAUUAACUCCACAGUGACGUUUUGAUUAAUUUAUUAAAACUGAAACAAUGCAAAAAGAAUGCCCUUGUAAGUUAAUAAUACUAACACAGACACUUGUAAAUGUGUUAGCAUAUUAGCUAAUGCUAACAAUGCUAGCUUGAUUGUAUCACAAUAGCACAUACAAAUAUGCAUGAAAACACAUCACACAUGAGACUGUUUAGUAAGGAAGAAUAGUUUUACCGCUUGUCGUAUUGUAAAUAUCACCUAGUUCAAGUUUCUCAUUAGCUGUUUGCAAAUGCGCCAAUUCAUUGAAUUUCAAUAUUUUUGAUUCAAUAAAAAAAAGGUUUUGAAUGUUCUUGAUGUCUUGCAUUACACUGCCAGACGUGGAUACGGUGUACCUUGAAAGGAAAGCAGGAGCAUAAGCAGAGACACGACACAUCCUGGCUAUCACGUGUUUAGACCUCUGCCCUCGGGAAAGAUACAACUCGGACAAAUAGACUCAACAACAGCUUCUUCCCCAAGGCUGUGGCCUCCGUAACGCCAUUGCCACCCAUCUGCUACCGUAUCCCUUGUCCCACAUACACUCUCCUAUAUUUAACUGACAUACAAAAUGCAUGGACUCAUUAAGUGAAUUGAAUUGUAUUUAUAUAGCGCUUUUCUUUAGUGAUUCAAAGCGCUUUACAUUGUGAAACCCAAUAUCUAAGUUACAUUUUCAAACCAGUGUGGGUGGCACUGGGAGCAGGUGGGUGAAGUGUCUUGCCCAUGGACACAACGGCAGUGACUAGGAUGGCAGAAGCGGGGCUCGAACCUGGAACCCUCAAGUUGCUGGCACUGCCACUCUACCAACCGAGCUAUACCACCCCAAGGACAAUUAUUUUUAGUCUGACAGUUUUUAGUUUUUAAAGCUGCGAAUGUUUUUCAUUUUUGUUUUUAAUCUUUGUGUUUUGAUUGUGUGUUUAUCUUCAGCUGCUGUUGACAGAGAGUCACC